Messenger RNA from Linum tenue, 78 nucleotides. The record is from the annotation of a GenBank genome assembly. NCBI's taxonomy places the organism in Eukaryota, Viridiplantae, Streptophyta, Magnoliopsida, Malpighiales, Linaceae.
AUGCGGAGAGCAGCGGCAGUGGCGGGAACUGGUGGGCCGAUGCGGCCUUCUGGGAGGGGUUGGCCCUUGGGGCGGUGA